GAGAGCUAUACACACUCACACACACUCAUGCACACACAUGCACAAACACACGCACACACACUCUGUUUCCUCUGUGUCUCUUACCAAACGUGUCAGUCAACCAGUCAGUCGAUUAUUUUUGUGUGAGUGUGUGUGUCUGGUGGGGAUGUUGAAAAGAGCUCAUAUCCAUCCUUCAUCUCUAUGACCGACGGACAAAAAAAACAAAGACAGGAAAAGGGGGACUUGCAGUUUCUUACGGAGGAAACUCUUCAAGCAUUCAACUCCCUGACAUCAAUAUUGCUGCUGUCUAUGUGCUGCACUGAGCCAAAGGAGUGGGCUUUCCAACCAUCCUGACAUACGGAAAAACCCCGUUGAGGUUACCACCAGCAGCAGCAUCCGCCACCAUGUCCUCUCCCUCCCUCCCCAUGCCGUCUCUCCCCCCCAGCCCUCUGGCCAUGGAGUAUCUCAACGACUUUGACCUGCUUAAGUUUGAGGUGAAAUCUGACACUCCUCCACUCCCGCCUCCAUGCACGUAUCCCAAAUCUGGCCUCCCCCAAGACCCCUCCAGCUCUCCGUACACCAGCCACCCUCCGCAAGACUCCAGUCUGAGCUCCAGCCCCUACAACUCGCUGCCACCUUCGCCGACGCUCAGCGACGCCCAUCCGCCCCCUUCGGGGUCUUCCUCUCUCUCUUCGUCAUCAUCCUCCAUCUCAUUCCCCCUCUCCAUAUCCAACAGCUUCACCUCUGGCAUCAGCUCUGGCUCCCAGGGGAACAUGGAGGGCAGCCCGGCCCACGGCGGCCCUCAGGGUCCCACCCCGGCCUCGCUGGAGGACCUGAUUUGGCUGGCGGCGUUACAGCAGCAAUUUGGGGGCGAGGUUACGGCACCUGCCACUUUGCUGGGAGCCUUGGGAGGAGUGCCGGAGAGAGGGGACCGAGAAAGAGGGACGGUAAAUGGCUUCCUGGGCUGCGAGGACGCCGUGGAGGCGUUGCUGAACUCCGCUGCUGCAGCUGUCAGUUCACAGUUCCCAGGUCUUUCUCAAAGUUCAACUAGCAACCUGGGAGACUCCAGCAGCGACAGCGGAGGUGAUAUCUCCUGCACCAAGGCGCCCGACAUGUGCCCUCGCCCGCUCGUCUUCCUCUCAUCAGCCCCAUCGUCACUCUCCAACACCGCCCCCGUCUCAGUCCCCUACCCCCAACCCCUCAGCCCCCAGGGCCGCCUUCACCACCACCAGCAUCACCACCAUCAGCAUCACCCACAUCACCCCAUGCAUGGAAGCCAUCACCAUCAUCACCACCCACAAAUCAACCAGUGUGGGGCGAAUGAGCGCUUUUCUGAUGAGCAGCUGGUGAGCCUUUCGGUGCGUGAGCUGAAUCGACACCUGCGCGGAGUGAGCAAAGACGAGGUGGUGCGCUUGAAGCAGAAACGCCGCACGCUAAAGAACCGUGGCUACGCCCAGUCCUGCCGCUACAAGCGCUUGCAGCACCGCCAUGCCCUGGAGUCGGAGAAGCAUGUGCUUACACAACAGCUGGAACAGCUACAGUGUGAGCUGACUCGAGUGCUGAGGGAGCGAGACGCCUACAAGGCUCGCUACGAGAAGCUCCUCAGCACAAACCACGCCACGAGCACCGACGCCCCUCCGACACGCACCAGCAACCCAUCUUCCCCACCCCCUGACUACUUCCUCUGAGUGUAGCCUACCAGAAGAGGAAGGGAAAGAAAAACACGUAAAGAAAAAGUAAAAACAAGAACAGCCAACAUGGAGCGACGACUGAUGAGUAAUCAGACUU
Messenger RNA from Cololabis saira (Pacific saury), 1767 nucleotides. It is a transcript of the gene nrl, whose product is annotated as neural retina leucine zipper. Gene Ontology annotation, biological process: regulation of transcription by RNA polymerase II. Gene Ontology annotation, molecular function: DNA-binding transcription factor activity, RNA polymerase II-specific; RNA polymerase II cis-regulatory region sequence-specific DNA binding. NCBI's taxonomy places the organism in Eukaryota, Metazoa, Chordata, Actinopteri, Beloniformes, Belonidae. The coding region runs from base 384 to 1667 and encodes 427 amino acids. The transcript is spliced from 5 exons. Gene Ontology annotation, cellular component: nucleus. The record is from RefSeq and is a predicted model, not a curated record.